Molecule: messenger RNA, 2585 nt
Organism: Mandrillus leucophaeus (drill)
Lineage: Eukaryota; Metazoa; Chordata; Mammalia; Primates; Cercopithecidae
Gene: KNG1
Product: kininogen 1
Exons: 10
Coding region: 266-2200 (644 amino acids)
Biological process (GO): negative regulation of endopeptidase activity; negative regulation of blood coagulation; positive regulation of cytosolic calcium ion concentration
Cellular component (GO): extracellular region; blood microparticle
Molecular function (GO): cysteine-type endopeptidase inhibitor activity
Source: RefSeq, a predicted model, not a curated record
UUUUCAAAUGCAAAUGAGCAGGUUAACAACCCCAGUGUUGCAAUGUUCUAGCCGUAAAUAUGUUUGGAUAACCCAGCAGAGCCAUUUAACCUUUGGGAACAGGGCAACUAGCGUAUGGCAGCAGGAAUCCAACCAGUGCCCUGAGUGCUGAGGCAGAGAGGAGGACAGAAAACGAGAGGCUGGAGAUUGUCAAAUUCAGUAUCCCAGUUGGCUCUUGAUUCUUGGUGAAACCAUCCCUCAGCUCCUAGAGGGAGACUGUUAGAUCAUGAAACUAAUUAUCAUCCUUUUCCUCUGCUCCAGGCUGCUACUAAGUUUAACCCAGGAAUCACAGUCCGAGGAAAUUGACUGCAAUGAUAAGGAUUUAUUUAAAGCUGUGGAUGCUGCUCUGAAGAAAUAUAACAGUCAGAACCAAAGUAACAACCAGUUCGUACUGUACCGCAUAACUGAAGCCACUAAGAUGGUUCGCUCUGACACAUUUUAUUCCUUCAAGUACGAAAUCAAGGAGGGGGAUUGUCCUGUUCAAAGUGGCAAAACCUGGCAGGACUGUGACUACAAGGAUGCUGCAGAAGCGGCCACUGGAGAAUGCACGGCAACCGUGGGGAAGAGGGCGAGUAUGAAAUUCUCUGUGGCUACCCAGACCUGCCAGAUUACUCCAGCCGAGGGCCCUGUGGUGACAGCCCAGUAUAACUGCCUCGGCUGUGUGCAUCCUAUAUCAACGCAGAGCCCAGACCUGGAGCCCAUUCUGAGACACGGCGUUCAGUACUUUAACAACAACACUCAACAUUCCUCCCUCUUCACGCUUAGUGAAGUAAAACGGGCCCAAAGACAGGUGGUGGCUGGAUGGAACUUUCUAAUUACCUACUCAAUCGUGCAAACGAAUUGUUCCAAAGAGAAUUUUCUGUUCUUAACUCCAGACUGCAAGUCCCUUUGGAAUGGUGAUACCGGUGAAUGUACAGAUGAUGCAUACAUCGAUACUCAGCUACGAAUUGCUUCCUUCUCACAGAAGUGUGACAUUUAUCCAGGGGAGGAUUUUGUACAACCACCUUCCAAGAUUUGCGUGGGCUGCCCCAGAGAUAUACCCACCAACAGCCCAGAGCUGGAGGAGACACUGACUCACACCAUCACAAAGCUUAAUGCGGAGAAUAACGCAACUUUCUAUUUCAAGAUUGACAAUGUGAAAAAAGCAAGAGUACAGGUGGUGGCUGGCAAGAAAUAUUUUAUUGACUUUGUGGCCAGGGAAACCACAUGUUCCAAGGAAAGUAAUGAAGAGUUGACCGAAAGCUGUGAGACCAAAAAACUUGGUCAAAGCCUAGAUUGCAAUGCUGAAGUUUAUGUGGUGCCCUGGGAGAAAAAAAUUUACCCUACUGUCAACUGUCAACCGCUGGGAAUGAUCUCAUUGAUGAAAAGGCCUCCAGGUUUUUCACCUUUCCGAUCAACACAAGUAGGGAAAAUAAAAGAAGAAACAACUGUAAGUCCACCCCACACUUCCAUGGUACCUGCACAAGAUGAAGAGCAGGAGUCAGGAAAAGAACAAGGGUGUACUCAUAGACAUGACUGGGGCCAUGAAAAACAAAGAAAAUAUAAUCUCGGCCAUGGCCAUAAACAUGAACGUGACCAAGGGCAUGGGCAUCAAAGGGGACAUGGCCUCGGCCGGGGACACCAACAACAGCAUGGUCUUGGUCAUGGACAUAAGUUCAAACUUGAUGAUGAUCUUGAACACCAAGGGGGCCAUGUCCUUGACCAUGGACAUAAGCAUAAGCGUGGUCAUGGCCAUGGAAAACAUAAAAAUAAAGGCAAAAAGAAUGGAAAGCACAAUGGUUGGAAAACAGAGCAUUUGGCAAGCUCUUCUGAAGACAGUACCACACCUUCUGCACAGAUACAAGAGAAGACAGAAGGGCCAACACCCAUCCCUUCCCUAGCCCAGCCAGGUGUAGCAGAUACUUUUCCUGACUUUCAGGACUCUGAUCUCAUUGUAACUGUGAUGUCUCCUAUACCACCAACUCCCACAGAGAGUGAUGACGAUUGGAUCCCUGACAUCCAAAUAGAACCAAAUGGGCUUUCAUUUAACCCGAUAUCAGAUUUUCCAGACACAACCUCCCCCAAAUGUCCUGGACGCCCCUGGAAGUCAGUUAGUGAAAAUAACCCAACCACAAAAAUGAAAGAAUCUUAUGAUUUCAAUCUUGCUGAUGCCCUUUAUUAAUGUAUGCAGCUAUGGGUAUUUCUUUAAUACUUUAUUAAAGUAUCAAUAUCCCUCUCUCCAUUGUCCAAAUGAAAAUAUCCUGAUAUAAUGCACCAAAAACUGUGCAGUUUCAGAACAAUCUAAAGAGAAGUGGUGAGACUCUCGGUGAAGACACCAUCAGUCUCUGUGGACUGCAUAAAAUUGUGUGCCACAAUUCUGAAUCUUUUCUGAAUCUUCUCCCCAAGUUUUCUAAACUAGCACAGUAAAUGAACAAACUAAUGUGCCUUAUGGCCUGCUGCAGUUGGCUUCUCUGAUAACAAUUAUGUACCUUGCAACAUAUGUCAUGAAUUUUCAUACAAAGAUUCUUGACAUUCUUAAUAAACUGUGGCACCUGGUCUUUGAAUGU